Molecule: messenger RNA, 639 nt
Organism: Morone saxatilis (striped sea-bass)
Lineage: Eukaryota; Metazoa; Chordata; Actinopteri; Moronidae
Gene: nfam1
Biological process (GO): positive regulation of cytokine production; B cell receptor signaling pathway; positive regulation of B cell receptor signaling pathway
Cellular component (GO): membrane raft
Molecular function (GO): transmembrane signaling receptor activity
Source: RefSeq, a predicted model, not a curated record
AGGAAGGCUACAAGGAGCCCGUAAUGUUGGAUUACACAGAAAUCACCAUAGUCACAGUCUUCACUGGUGUGCUGCUGGUUUUCAAUGUGGUCGGCUCAGUGUAUGUCUUCAGAGGAAAUUGGAACAAAGACACAACUGAAAGUAGCACCGAUACCGGCAGAAAACAAAAGCAGAACAGAGAAGAAAGGAAGGAGAGAGAGACGGAGGAAAACAACGUGGCUAUAACAGAUUCCUCUUUCUAUGCUAGUCUAGAGGCUCGGCCCGGGUCCAUUUACGAUGUGCUGGACCACUCAGCUGCCAAUACAGAGACAGACCAAAGAAAACCUAAACCCAAGAAAAAGGAACAACAAAAAACGAUGACGCAAACCACAAAACCCCAGAAUGAAGACAUGUUUGAGUCUGUCUAUGAGAAUUUCUGAAUCCUAAAACAACUUUUCUCAACAGAUUAUGAUAUUUAUAUCAGUAGCUGAGAUGAUUUCAGUUUGCUUUGCUGUGUCAUUGUCACCUGUUACCAGUAAAAUAAUUAUUCAGAUUCAGAUUCAGAUUCAGAUUUUCAGAUUCAUACUUUAUUGUCCUCAGUGGAAGAAAUUUGUUUUCACAGUCUGUACAAAGAGCACCUUCGACAUGAAUUCUACACAC